CUCGUCAGAAAAUAUUUAAAUGUCGGUAAAUAGGAAAACCUAAGAAAAUGAUUUUUUUUUCUUUUUGUAUUGUUUUUAAGUUUUUUUCACAGUGAAUCAAUUGACACAGAAAAGAAAAAUCGAUAAGUUAAUUUGAUGGAUUCGUAAAUUUCUUUCUACAAUUAAUGGAACUGUUUUGUAUUGUCGAUGUUUAGUGUAAAUUGUAAAAUAUUUUCGAAGUAAAUUUUUAUUACAUCUGAGUGCUAUUUGUUUUUGAUUGAAAGAAAUGCCAUUACAAGUGCAAGAAAUUAAAAAUACAAAAUAUAAAAAUCGAAUUUGAACAAAAGUUAUAAAAUAAUUUGAUAAACACAUGGGCUUCAAUAUUUAUAUGCAUGCGUAUGUGUAUAAAAUAGUACGAUUGUAGCAAAAUUACUGCAUAAAAGAAAUAAAAAAAAAACAAAAACUUCGAGCUAAUUAUUUCAUAUACUUAAGGAAGAGGAUAUUAAUUUUAUCAAAAUGAAUAUACCACCAUCAGCUGUAAGCACUCCAGCUAAACUGAGUGAAUCUCCUGGUUCGGUAAGCGGUUUCCUUAGGGAAACUCAAAUUGGUGGGUCUGGUAUUGGAGGUGGUGGUGGAGGAGGCAUUGGAAAUAAUCCAGGAUUAACGAUUAACACGCAAGGUCUUGGUGGAUCGUCUUCAGUUAGUACACCAAAUAUGGGUGCAUCUGCAACCGCUCAAGGUACAACUCCUCCUAAUAGUGCUGGUUAUCGUAUGCCAAGUGGAUUAACUAAUUGGUCUGAUAAUACAAAAUAUGAUGGAAAUUCAUCUGAAAAGUCACCAGAUGCAGCAAAAUUAAAUCGUAAGGAAUCAUAUAAGGCACAAAGAAAAAAUUAUAGGCGUGAGAAAAAGAGAGUUGCUUCAGAACUAUUAAAUUCAUUACAAGAUCCAGCUGUUAUUGUUCUCGCCGAUUGGUUGAAGGUACGAGGCACAUUAAAAUCCUGGACAAAAUUAUGGUGCGUUUUAAAGCCUGGUCUUUUGUUACUUUAUAAAAGUCCUAAAACUAAAAGUAGUCAUUGGGUUGGAACAGUAUUGAUAACUUCAUGUCAAGUUAUUGAACGUCCCAGUAAGAAGGAUGGUUUUUGUUUCAAAUUAUUUCAUCCAAUGGAACAAUCAAUUUGGGCUCCCAGAGGGCCUGACAAGGAGACAAUAGGAGCAGUCGUUCAACCCCUACCAACGGCUUACUUAAUAUUUAGAGCACCAAGCCAAGCCGCUGGUAAAUGUUGGAUGGAUGCGCUUGAGCUCUCUUUACGUUGCUCUGCAUUAUUGUUACGAUCUAAUAGUCAAUCUGGAAAUACACCAGAACCUCCAGUUGGUUCUGCGCAAUCAACUCAUGAAACUCAAUGGUCAGAAGCUGAUUAUGAAAAGCAUUUCAAUGAACACGGAAAGCCACAAUUUUUGGUAAAUUAUAUACCACCAACUCCACCGUCAGACAAAAAGACAAUAGAUUUUAUCAAACCAGAUUAUAGUAGUAGUUCGGCUGAAAGUCGAAGCCCGACACCAAUUUUUCAGCAAUUAUAUUGGACAAUGUCAAAUUUGGAACGUUCAAUGGCAAAUUCAACGGAAUUUAAAAGAAUAAAAGAUUUCCGUUAUUCUAGUCUAUUGCGAUCAAAAAGUAAAGAUGAUGUUUCGAUCAGCAGUAGAUCUAAUUGUGUUAGCGAAGAUGAAGAUGAAAAUAAAAAUUUAGGAUUUGAAAGUUAUUUUAAAGGAAAAUUAAAAAAAUCCCUUUCCGUAAUUGGAAAAUCUUCUCUUACUACAUUUGAAUCGAGUGAAAGUGAUGAUGACGAUAAUGAAAUAUUAAAUGAUAAUUUGGGUGUUAAAAUCGAUAAGGAUUUGGAUGCUGACAGUCAGAAUGAGGCGGCUGCUCCUUUAAAUUCCGGUGUGGAUUCUGAAUCAGAGUCUGAUAUAGGUGAUGGUCCCGAAAUAGAUGUUGAUAGCCAAGAUGAUCCGCCAGAGACAGCAUAUGUUCAUUUACCUGAAGAUGAAUUUGGUGGUGCUGGAGAACAAGUACAAGAAUUACAUGAAGAACAAAAAAGUUUAAUUUGGUUUUUAGUUAAACAAGUCCGUCCAGGAAUGGAUUUAAGUAAAGUGGUUUUACCAACAUUCAUUUUGGAACCAAGAUCCUUUUUAGAUAAACUAUCAGACUCAUAUUAUCAUGCUGAUAUCUUAUCCAGGGCCGUUUUGGAAGAUGAUCCGUUCACUCGAAUGAAAACUGUUGUACAGUGGUAUUUAUCAGGCUUUUAUAAAAAGCCAAAAGGUUUAAAAAAACCUUAUAAUCCAAUAUUAGGAGAAACGUUUCGAUGUUUCUGGGAGCAUCCAAACGGAAGCCGAACAUUUUAUAUUGCAGAACAAGUUUCUCAUCAUCCACCAGUUUCAGCGUUUUAUGUGACAAAUCGCCAGGAUGGUUUUAGUAUAAGUUGCAGUAUUUUGGCAAAGUCAAAAUUCUAUGGUAACAGCACUUCUGCCAUACUGGAAGGUUUGGCUACAUUAACAUUACUCCCACGUGGUGAAAGCUAUACUUUAACAGUACCUUAUGCCCAUUGCAAAGGUAUAUUAAUGGGCACUUUAUCGAUGGAAUUAGGUGGAAAGAUUAAUAUUGAUUGUGAGAAUACUGGUUAUAAAACGGAAAUCGAAUUUAAAUUGAAACCAUUAAUUGGUGGAUCGGAAUACACAAAUUAUAUUUCUGGUAAAAUAAAAUUGGGUAAAGAAACCAUGGCAACAAUUAAUGGGCAUUGGGAUUCUGAAAUGCGAAUUAAAGAUUGUAAAACUAAUGAAGAAAAUUUGUUAUUUGCAUCUACUAAAGAAAUAAGACAACAGAGGUUAAAACGCUACGUUGUACCUAUAGAAUCACAGGGUCCAACUGAAUCUGAAAGAUUAUGGCAACACGUUACGGCUGCUAUAUCAAGGGAUGAUCAAGUUGGUGCAACCGAAGAAAAAACGGUUCUCGAAGAGGCACAAAGAAAUUCUGCUAAAGAAAGAAAAGCCAUGUUGACAGAAUGGAUAGCUAGUCAUUUUCAACAAGAUUUAUUAACAGGAAAGUGGAUAUAUAAGUACGCUGAUUUAAGGCCAUGGGAUCCUAGGAAUGAUUUAAGGCAGUAUGAAUCUGAUUAUAGAAUAAUAACGAAAACAAGACAUCAAGCUCCAAUGGUUAGAACAGCUAGUAUAGUAAGUUCAGAUCCUCUUCACGUUAUUCGCGCUGAAUCUAGAUCUUCAUUAACUUGCACUGCUUUAAAGGUUAAAAGAAGUGGAGGCGUUUUAAAAUUGCAAAAAGAAGGAACGGUUCAUUCAGAUUCUAGCCAGUCUAACGAUGAUAAUAUACGCCAUUUGGAUAAACUAUCUUUGCCUAGUAAAAAUUUUUCAAAGAUAUUGGAUUCAAUUGAAAACAUCAAUAGAACAUUAGAAAAACAUAAUAAACAAUUGGAAUCAAUUGAGUCGAUCUUAAAUCGAAUGAAAUAUCAACAAGCAUAUAACAAUUCUCCACAAUAUUCCUUCAAUUUUACAUUUCCGAUGUUUAUUCGAUCAAUUGGAUUUAUAUUUAUUGGGUUUUUCAUUCAUAUAUUUAUAAAAUUAAUAUAUAGAAAUUAAGAAAUGGAUAUGAAAUGAAAAAAAUUGUAUUGAGAAAACAAAAAUUUAUUUAGAAUUUGUACAAAAAUUUUUGCAUAACGUAACUAUUAUCGAUUUCCUUUUCGAAAAUUUUAGGUUUGUUUUAAGUAUUGUUAGAAUUUAAAUGUCUAUAACAUAAAGAAUAAUAUGUUUGAAGUUUACUGUGAGGGAAAAGCUAUGUAUAGAUAUGUGGUGAAAUUUUCCAUUUAAAUAACUAUUAUUAAUUUAUUUUAUUUUUGUUUUAAGAUUGUGUACUUUUAUUUUUAUUUUAAUUUUUAAAAAUUUUAACAAAAUAUUGGAACGAAGAAUUUCUAUAAAUAAAAAUUUAAAGGCUUUUAUGACAAA
Condylostylus longicornis is the source of this 3984-nucleotide messenger RNA. RefSeq names its product oxysterol-binding protein-related protein 8 (gene Orp8). Lineage: Eukaryota; Metazoa; Arthropoda; Insecta; Diptera; Dolichopodidae. Gene Ontology annotation, cellular component: intracellular membrane-bounded organelle; cytosol; membrane. The record is from RefSeq and is a predicted model, not a curated record. Gene Ontology annotation, molecular function: cholesterol binding. Bases 496 to 3621 code for a protein of 1041 amino acids. The transcript has 11 exons.